Messenger RNA from Apis mellifera (honey bee), 2230 nucleotides. It is a transcript of the gene bor, whose product is annotated as ATPase family AAA domain-containing protein 3A homolog. Gene Ontology annotation, molecular function: ATP binding; zinc ion binding; ATP hydrolysis activity. The coding region runs from base 101 to 1927 and encodes 608 amino acids. Gene Ontology annotation, biological process: mitochondrion organization. The transcript is spliced from 5 exons. The record is from RefSeq and is a predicted model, not a curated record. Lineage: Eukaryota; Metazoa; Arthropoda; Insecta; Hymenoptera; Apidae. Gene Ontology annotation, cellular component: mitochondrion.
UAAGAAACGGAUCGGUCCAGAAUCCACUUGUUUCAGUUUUCACAUUGGUAGUGCACGUGGGAACUCCUCGUGAUAAUAGAAAUAGAAAGUAAAGUAGGCAAUGUCGUGGCUUUUCGGAUAUCGUAAUGCACAACCGCAAGACUUCUCACAGUUUGUACAACCACCGGCAUCCAUUGGAAGUGGAGGUGGAGAUGAUCGUACACCACCACCGAGAAUUUCUCAAAUGGAACCCUAUCGAUUUGAUUCGAGUGCUUUGGAAAGAGCAGCGGCAGCUGCCAAAGAACUUGAAAAAUCUAUGCAUGCUAAAGAAGCAUUGGAAUUAUCUAAAAUGCAAGAAACUACUAAACAGAUGGAAAGACAAGCAGAAGUAAAAAAGUAUGAAGCAAGUAUAGAGCAAAUGAAAGCAGAACAAAAACGCAUUGAUGGGGAAGAAAGGAGAAAAGUUUUACAAGAAGAAACAAAACAACAUCAAAUGCGAGCGCAGUAUCAAGAUCAAUUGGCAAGAAAACGGUAUGAUGAUCAAUUAAUACAACAACAGAGAAUGAAUGAUGAAAAUUUAAGAAGACAGGAAGAAUCAGUGGCAAAACAAGAAGCAAUGAGAAAAGCUACUAUAGAACAUGAAAUGGAUUUAAGACACAAAAAUGAAAUGAAAAAAUUGGAAGCAGAAAUUAAAGCAAAAGCAAAAAUAGAUAGAGAAAAUCAAGAUUUGAAUUUAGAGAAAAUUAGAGUGAAAGCAUCUGAAAAACGAGUAACAGUUUUAGAAUCUAUAAAAACCGCUGGUUCGGUAUUAGGCACUGGUAUGACUGCUUUUCUUCAAGAUUGGGAUAAAAUUCUUGCUGCGGCUGGAGGUUUAUCUCUAUUGGCUUUUGGUGUAUAUACUGCGAAAGGCACAACUGGUGUAGCUGCACGAUAUAUAGAAUCGCGAUUAGGAAAACCAUCCCUCGUUCGAGAAACUUCUAGAUUUACGGUAUUAGAUACGUUACGGCAUCCUAUUCAAGCAGUCAAGAAACUAAAAGAUAAGCAGACCGAUGCUCUAUCUGGUGUUGUUUUAGCACCAAAACUUGAAGAAAGAUUACGCGACAUUGCAAUAGCUACAAAAAAUACAAAACUAAAUCGCGGAAUGUAUAGAAAUAUAUUGAUGCAUGGACCUCCUGGAACAGGUAAAACAAUGUUCGCUAAAAAAUUAGCAGAACAUUCGGGUAUGGAUUAUGCAAUUGUAACUGGUGGUGAUUUGGCACCAUUGGGUCGAGACGGUGUCACUGCUAUUCACAAAGUUUUUGAUUGGGCGGCAACAUCUAGGAAAGGGCUUCUGCUUUUUAUUGAUGAGGCAGAUGCUUUCUUAAGGAAGCGAUCGAGCGAACAUAUCUCAGAAGAUUUAAGAGCGAUGUUAAAUGCAUUUCUCUAUAGAACUGGUGAGCAGAGCAACAAAUUCAUGUUGAUUCUCGCAUCGAAUACUCCGGAACAAUUUGAUUGGGCAGUAAAUGAUAGAUUAGACGAGAUGGUAGAGUUUCGUUUACCAGGUCGAGAAGAACGUGAACGUUUAGUUCGACUUUACUUCGAUAAAUUUGUUCUUCAACCAGCAAUUGAAGGGAAUAAGAGAUUAAAAAUUGCGCAAUUUGAUUACAGCGCUCUUUGUAGUAAAAUAGCAGAAAUAACAGAUGGAAUGUCAGGCAGAGAAUUAGCAAAAUUAGGUGUUACUUGGCAAGCAACAGCUUAUGCUUCCGGAGAUGGAAUAUUAACAGAACAAAUGGUUAUAGAUAAAUGCAAAGAAGCUGUUAAACAGCAUAAACAAAAGGUUCAAUGGCAGAGUGAACAAGAAAAACAAGAAGCGAAAUCGAUUUACGUUCCCGAAAUAGAAAUUCCGCCUAUAAAGACUAAACCUGUAGUUGAAACACCAUCGGAAACAACUUCUGUGGCAACAGCUUAAUUAAUUAAUUAAUGCACAAAAAAUCGCAAAACAUAUUUUAUUAAAAAAAUGAAUUAGUUAGAAUAAAUGACAAUGUGAAAGGUGUAAAUGAUAUUGUUACAAGAAGAUGGAUUUAAUGAUGAGUUUUCAUUUUCUAUAUAAAAUAUAAAUGUAUAAAUAUUUUAAGAUAGUAUAUUUGUUGUAAAUUCUUAGCUUGAUUAAAUAUUACGUAUACCUUUAUAUGUAUAUGUACAUAUACGUAUGUAUGUGUUUAUGCGCGCGCGUGUAUAUUAUAUAUUGACAAUGUAUGUUUAAAUACUUCGA